AUGGCCGCCGCCGCCUCUGUGACAGGCCUGGUCACGUCACUGCCGCCUAUGAGGUCGCUGGGGCUUUGUAGGUGAUUGUCCCUUCCCGGGCUCCGUCCCGAGGCGGUGACUGCUCCUGUCAACCGGUGCCUGAGCGAUCAUGGCAACGGACUCGGGCGGAGAGCGCGUGGCAGCGGUGGCAGCGGCGGCAGUUUGGUCGCGGACCGGGGCGGCGGAGUGGCGGCGACGGCGGUGGCAGUGGCGCUUGCACCAGCCUUGAGCGUCAUGCAGCGGGGAAGCUCCGAGAGGGAGCUGGCUGCUCGGUGGGACGCGGAGGCGGCGGAAGGGGUCCGUGUGGACGCGGACGCGGGCGCGGCCGGGGAGCCCGAGCGCAAGGCGGGGGAGAAGCAGGCCAAGGACCCGGCCCCCACGCAGCCCCGCGCGGCCGAGGAGGGAGACGCCCGCGUCCUCCCCCGGCCGCCGCCCACUCUGCCCACGUCCAAGCCGAAGCCGGCGCCUGCGCGGGGCCUCUGCCCGCACGGGAAGCCCAGGAGCAAAGGCCCGAGCUGCAAGCGGAGCUCGGGCCGCGGGUCGGAACAGUACCGCUCUCAGCGGCCGGUCACCGUGGACAGCUCCAAGGCCAGGACCUCCCUGGACGCCCUGAAGAUCAGCAUUCGGCAGCUCAAGUGGAAGGAGUUCCCUUUUGGCCGACGCUUGCCUUGUGACAUCUACUGGCAUGGAGUUUCAUUUCACGACAAUGACAUAUUCUCUGGUCAAGUGAACAAGUUUCCAGGCAUGACGGAGAUGGUGCGUAAAAUUACUCUGAGUAGAGCAGUGAGAAUCAUGCAGAAUCUCUUUCCUGAGGAGUACAACUUCUACCCUCGCUCAUGGAUUCUGCCUGACGAGUUCCAGCUCUUUGUUGCUCAGGUACAAAUGGUGAAAGAUGGUGACCCUUCCUGGAAGCCCACUUUUAUUGUGAAACCUGAUGGCGGUUGUCAGGGUGAUGGAAUCUACCUCAUUAAAGACCCCAGCGAAAUCCGCCUGGCAGGGUUGCUCCAGAGCAGGCCAGCGGUGGUCCAGGAGUACAUCUGCAAACCUCUCCUCAUCGACAAGCUCAAGUUCGAUAUUCGUCUGUAUGUCUUACUGAAGUCCUUAGAACCCUUAGAGAUUUACAUAGCCAAAGAUGGACUCUCUAGAUUUUGUACGGAGCCAUAUCAGGAGCCCAGUGCCAAAAACCUGCAUCACAUCUUUAUGCACUUAACCAACUAUUCACUGAACAUCCACAGCGGUAACUUUGUCCAUUCGGACAGUGCUAGCACAGGCAGCAAAAGGACCUUUUCUAGCAUUCUUUGUAGGUUGUCUUCCAAAGGCGUUGACAUCAAGAAGGUCUGGUCUGAUAUCAUCUCCUUGGUGAUUAAGACUGUCAUUGCCCUGACUCCAGAGCUCAAAGUUUUCUACCAGUUGGUCAUCCCUGCAGGGACGGGGCCCACAUGCUUCCAGAUUUUAGGCUUUGACAUUCUUCUGAUGAAAAAUCUGAAGCCUAUACUACUUGAAGUUAAUGCAAAUCCCAGCAUGAGAAUCGAACAUGAACAAGAACUUUCUCCAGGGGUGUUUGAAAAUGUCCCCAGCCUUGUCGAUGAAGAAGUGAAAGUGGCCGUGAUCAGAGAUACACUGCGCCUCGUGGACCCACUUAAGAAGAGAAGAGAGAACCAGUCUCAGCAGCUUGAAGGGCCAUUAGCUGCAAAGGAAGAUCCUUCUGAGAGUGAGCUGGCCAUCGCCUCAGACGGCAACCCCAACCCCGAAGCCCAACUGCCCUCCAUCUGCCUCAAACAGGUGUUCCCCAAGUACGCAAAGCACUUCAACUACCUGCGCCUGGUGGACAGGAUGGCAAAUCUGUUUAUCCGUUUCCUGGGAAUCAAGGGGACAAUGAAGCUGGGACCAACAGGCUUCCGUACUUUCAUAAGGAACUGCAAGCUUAGCAGCAGCAGCUUCUCCAUGGCCGCCGUGGACAUCCUCUACAUUGACAUCACAAGGAGAUGGAACUCCGUGACCCUGGACCAGCGGGAUUCAGGGAUGUGCCUGCAGGCCUUCGUAGAGGCUUUCUUUUACCUGGCUCAGAGGAAGUUCAAGAUGCUGCCACUCCACGAGCAGGUGGCCUCACUGAUCGACCUGUGCGAAUACCACCUGUCCCUGCUGGAUGAAAAGCGUCUGGUGUGUGGCCGGAGUGGCACAUUGGGGGGCCGGCCCCCUUACAGUGGCACUCCUCAGGAAGCCGCCCCUGCAGCCCCGCUGGCAGAGGGCAACCUCCCGCCCUGCACAGACAAGCUCUCCCAUGCCAGACACGCUCUGUCCUGAGGACCACUCUGUCCUCCCAGAAGAAGAGCAAGCCGUUCAGGGCUCGAGAGCAGCCCUGGGCUUCCUGCCUGUGGGGCAGCAGCAGCAGACUGCCGAGAAUUCCCGCCCGACUCUGCUAACUGUCUCCAUGUUCUGCCGAGCUGCACUUCUCCGAAGGCCGGCUGAUUCUUGCCUGCCUCCCAGUACCUCUCGGUGGUCCACCCCUUUGCAAGUCACCAGUGGACAUAUGACAUCCCGAACAUGACAGAUGGCAUCUUCUAUUCUGGGCUCACAGAAAGCAACAAUCGGGGUAAAACUGUUGCAUGUGGGGCACCAACAACCCCCAGACUGAAAACCGCAGCGAGGAAAGAACUUGAGGAAGCCGAGUCUCGGGUCUGCUGGGACCCCGAGAGAGAAGACUGGCUAAAGCCCACAGACAUCAUGUCCAUUUCCAACCACCGGUUCUGUGAGAAUGAAGUGGGAAUCUCAAGUCGGCGCCCGCAACUCUCCCGUCCCAAUCAUGUGCUACAUGGGCGUAGUUAACAGAUUAGCCUCAUUUAUUUCAUUAGCUUGCCUAUUGCUGCAGUGUUCAGUUUGUUGUUAAUUAAGAAAUAAUUAAGAAGUCACUACGUAAGCCUCCUAGAGUGUCAGAGCUGGCAGGAGCCUCUGAGGUCAUUUUGCCGGAUUUCGUUGGACCGUGACCACAAAGCCGGAGUGCCAUGGUCAUGUGGCCUUUGAUUGGAGCCCUCUACCGGGUGGGGUGCUCAGCACGUGAUCAGCACUGCCGGGACCCCUGUGUGCCCGCUGUGCACUGGGUGCCCUGGGUGAGAGGGGGCUUCUGAGGGGAGGAAACACGGCC
Molecule: messenger RNA, 3172 nt
Organism: Rhinolophus ferrumequinum (greater horseshoe bat)
Lineage: Eukaryota; Metazoa; Chordata; Mammalia; Chiroptera; Rhinolophidae
Gene: TTLL11
Product: tubulin tyrosine ligase like 11
Biological process (GO): microtubule cytoskeleton organization; protein polyglutamylation
Cellular component (GO): cilium
Molecular function (GO): tubulin-glutamic acid ligase activity; tubulin binding
Source: RefSeq, a predicted model, not a curated record